GCGGGGGUGGAGGGGGGGGGGGCAAGGAGCCUGGCGCCGCUGCCCUCGAGGACAGCCGAGGACCUAUUCGCCGCGCCGGGGCUGAACUCGCGCAGAGGAGCGGGGGGCUGGCUGCAGCGGGGGGGACCCAACGAGGCAUCCGGGAUUUGGGGCUGAAAUCUCUGCCCCCAUUUAUUUGGAUUUGCUUUCUCCACUCGGUCUCCACCGUGGCCUCGGAGGGGAUUUAUCUGAGCUGAAAGGACGACCAGGGAGUGAGGAGGGUUAUGGCGCAACGGUACGAAGACUUGCCCCACUACGGGAUGGACGGGGUGGGCAUCCCGACCACCAUGUACGGAGACCCGCACGGCGCCCGGUCCAUGCAGGCGGUGCACCUCAACCACGGGCCCCAGCUGCACUCCCACCAGUACCCGCACACCGCGCACACCAACACCAUGCCCCCCAGCAUGGGCUCCUCCGUCAACGACGCCCUCAAGAGAGAUAAAGACGCUAUAUACGGGCACCCGCUGUUCCCCCUGCUUGCACUGAUUUUUGAGAAAUGUGAAUUAGCGACGUGCACCCCCAGAGAGCCCGGCGUGGCGGGAGGAGACGUCUGCUCAUCGGAGUCCUUCAACGAGGACAUCGCGGUGUUUGCGAAGCAGAUUCGGGCAGAAAAACCUUUAUUUUCAUCGAAUCCAGAAUUGGAUAAUCUGAUGAUUCAAGCUAUUCAGGUUUUACGGUUUCAUCUCCUGGAGCUGGAGAAGGUCCACGAGCUGUGUGAUAAUUUCUGUCACCGGUACAUCAGCUGCUUGAAGGGGAAGAUGCCCAUCGACCUGGUCAUCGACGACAGGGAGGGGGGCUCCAAGUCCGACAGCGAGGACAUCACGAGAUCAUCUGUGGCCCUCGAUCAGACGUCCUGGAACAGAGACCACGAUGACACGGCGUCCACGCGCUCCGGAGGAACGCCGGGCCCGUCCAGCGGAGGACACACGUCUCACAGCGGAGACAACAGCAGCGAGCAGGGUGAGCGACCCCCCCCCUCUCUCUCCCCCCCCACACAGUGA
Molecule: messenger RNA, 1040 nt
Organism: Pungitius pungitius (ninespine stickleback)
Lineage: Eukaryota; Metazoa; Chordata; Actinopteri; Perciformes; Gasterosteidae
Product: homeobox protein Meis1
Exons: 7
Coding region: 264-1040 (258 amino acids)
Source: RefSeq, a predicted model, not a curated record